This is a messenger RNA of Salarias fasciatus (jewelled blenny), 1297 nucleotides long. It is a transcript of the gene ntmt1, whose product is annotated as N-terminal Xaa-Pro-Lys N-methyltransferase 1. Gene Ontology annotation, molecular function: N-terminal protein N-methyltransferase activity. The coding region runs from base 123 to 791 and encodes 222 amino acids. The record is from RefSeq and is a predicted model, not a curated record. The transcript is spliced from 4 exons. Gene Ontology annotation, biological process: N-terminal protein amino acid methylation. NCBI's taxonomy places the organism in Eukaryota, Metazoa, Chordata, Actinopteri, Blenniiformes, Blenniidae. Gene Ontology annotation, cellular component: cytoplasm.
ACGUCGUGCUCGUGCCGCAGGUCCCAAAUAGAAACGUGAGGCUCUCAGCGGAGCACGAGGAGCCGGAGGAGAGGGAGAGCUCGGGGGUGAGACGGGGUGAGACCGGGGGUGAGACGGCCAGGAUGGGGGACAUAGCAGGGAACGAAGACAGCUUCUACUCCAACGCUGAGGGUUACUGGAAGGACGUCCCGCCCACGGUGGACGGCAUGCUGGGAGGCUACGGCAGCAUCUCCAGCAUCGACAUCAACGGCUCCAAAGCCUUCCUGCAGAAGUUCCUCGGCGAAGGCGAGGGGAAGACGGGUUCGGGCUGCGCCCUGGACUGCGGCGCCGGCAUCGGGAGGAUCAGCAAGCGCCUGCUGCUGCCGCUCUUCCAGACCGUGGACCUGGUGGACGUGACGCAGGAGUUCCUGGACAAGGCCAGGCCCUACCUGGGCGAGGAGGCCAAGAGGGUGGGCCACUUCUUCUGCUGCGGCCUGCAGGACUUCGUGCCCGAGAGCGGGCGCUACGACGUCAUCUGGAUCCAGUGGGUGAUCGGCCACCUGACGGACAACCACCUGGUGGAGUUCCUGCGCCGCUGCCGCAGCGCCCUGCGGCCCAACGGCCUCAUCGUCAUCAAGGACAACGUGUCGUACGAGGGCGUGGUCCCCGACGAGGUGGACAGCAGCGUCUGCCGCGACCUGGACAUCGUGCGCAGCCUGGUGGGCCGGGCGGGCCUCCGCAUCGUGCACGAGGAGCAGCAGGUCAACUUCCCCAAGGAGAUCUACCAGGUCCACACGCUGGCGCUCAGAUAGGAGGAGCGCCGGCCCGCAGCGCCACAAACUGAGAGAGGAGCCCUCCUCGCGGACCCGCUCCGCUGCAGGGGUCCAGACCAGGUCCUGCUCAGGCCCCGCCCCCAUCCCAGCAUGAAGGACGGGGAUCCUGCAGGACCUGGACUGGACGCUCCUGGUUUACUGCAUGUCAGCAUCAACAGGCUGAUCUGAGCCGACCUGCUAGACUCCUCCCACUCCGACUGACUCCUCCCACUCCGACUCCUCCCCUUCCUCGGCGCGACCGGCAGUGGAGGAGAUGAACUCGCCUUUCUCUAGCAUUUUCUACUCUCUACGUCUAAUUUAUUCAGCGAGACAGUCGAUAAUUUAAUCAGUCAUCAAUAUUGUCAAUAAAACAUGAGAUGAUUAAACAACAGUGAUUCUUCUCAUCGUCACAGAAUUAUUUUAUUGGUGGUAUUUUUUAAGUUUUCUUGUAAUUUAACCUUAAAGCAACACUAAGGAACUUUGUUUUCAUUGAUUUUGGCGGCGCC